Molecule: messenger RNA, 16017 nt
Organism: Homo sapiens (human)
Lineage: Eukaryota; Metazoa; Chordata; Mammalia; Primates; Hominidae
Gene: ERBIN
Product: erbb2 interacting protein
Exons: 23
Coding region: 390-4130 (1246 amino acids)
Biological process (GO): negative regulation of nucleotide-binding oligomerization domain containing 2 signaling pathway; cytoskeleton organization; regulation of multicellular organismal process
Cellular component (GO): glutamatergic synapse; cell junction; cytoplasm
Source: RefSeq, a predicted model, not a curated record
GGCGGAGAUCCUCGUUGGGGCUGGGAAACUCCUGCAAAACUCGAGACCAGGAAGCCAGCCCGCACCCCAACCCCCACCAAAGCCACCUACUCUUCUUCUGUGGGAGGCCAGUCCACAUCCGCUCUCACCCGAGAGAGAUAUUCAGCUGGAUCCAAAGUGACUGAUGAAGGGAAGGAAAUCAUGUCAAGCGAAGCCUUGAAAAAGCUGCCCUGAGACGGUGUCCCGCCGAAAGUCUUUCAGCUCACAGCAGGAUGCUAAUCCAUGAAGGUGACCUCGCAGUACUGGUUAAUUAAGCUUUAUUGCUCACUGAAAAAGAAAAAAAAUCUAGCCAGAAUGUUGGCUCAAUUAAGAAACAUCAGGGAGAUAAAUUCAACCCAGUGUGUCUAAAAAUGACUACAAAACGAAGUUUGUUUGUGCGGUUGGUACCAUGUCGCUGUCUACGAGGGGAAGAGGAGACUGUCACUACUCUUGAUUAUUCUCAUUGCAGCUUAGAACAAGUUCCGAAAGAGAUUUUUACUUUUGAAAAAACCUUGGAGGAACUCUAUUUAGAUGCUAAUCAGAUUGAAGAGCUUCCAAAGCAACUUUUUAACUGUCAGUCUUUACACAAACUGAGUUUGCCAGACAAUGAUUUAACAACGUUACCAGCAUCCAUUGCAAACCUUAUUAAUCUCAGGGAACUGGAUGUCAGCAAGAAUGGAAUACAGGAGUUUCCAGAAAAUAUAAAAAAUUGUAAAGUUUUGACAAUUGUGGAGGCCAGUGUAAACCCUAUUUCCAAGCUCCCUGAUGGAUUUUCUCAGCUGUUAAACCUAACCCAGUUGUAUCUGAAUGAUGCUUUUCUUGAGUUCUUGCCAGCAAAUUUUGGCAGAUUAACUAAACUCCAAAUAUUAGAGCUUAGAGAAAACCAGUUAAAAAUGUUGCCUAAAACUAUGAAUAGACUGACCCAGCUGGAAAGACUGGAUUUGGGAAGUAACGAAUUCACGGAAGUGCCUGAAGUACUUGAGCAACUAAGUGGAUUGAAAGAGUUUUGGAUGGAUGCUAAUAGACUGACUUUUAUUCCAGGGUUUAUUGGUAGUUUGAAACAGCUCACAUAUUUGGAUGUUUCUAAAAAUAAUAUUGAAAUGGUUGAAGAAGGAAUUUCAACAUGUGAAAACCUUCAAGACCUCCUAUUAUCAAGCAAUUCACUUCAGCAGCUUCCUGAGACUAUUGGUUCGUUGAAGAAUAUAACAACGCUUAAAAUAGAUGAAAACCAGUUAAUGUAUCUGCCAGACUCUAUAGGAGGGUUAAUAUCAGUAGAAGAACUGGAUUGUAGUUUCAAUGAAGUUGAAGCUUUGCCUUCAUCUAUUGGGCAGCUUACUAACUUAAGAACUUUUGCUGCUGAUCAUAAUUACUUACAGCAGUUGCCCCCAGAGAUUGGAAGCUGGAAAAAUAUAACUGUGCUGUUUCUCCAUUCCAAUAAACUUGAGACACUUCCAGAGGAAAUGGGUGAUAUGCAAAAAUUAAAAGUCAUUAAUUUAAGUGAUAAUAGAUUAAAGAAUUUACCCUUUAGCUUUACAAAGCUACAGCAAUUGACAGCUAUGUGGCUCUCAGAUAAUCAGUCCAAACCCCUGAUACCUCUUCAAAAAGAAACUGAUUCAGAGACCCAGAAAAUGGUGCUUACCAACUACAUGUUCCCUCAACAGCCAAGGACUGAGGAUGUUAUGUUUAUAUCAGAUAAUGAAAGUUUUAACCCUUCAUUGUGGGAGGAACAGAGGAAACAGCGGGCUCAAGUUGCAUUUGAAUGUGAUGAAGACAAAGAUGAAAGGGAGGCACCUCCCAGGGAGGGAAAUUUAAAAAGAUAUCCAACACCAUACCCAGAUGAGCUUAAGAAUAUGGUCAAAACUGUUCAAACCAUUGUACAUAGAUUAAAAGAUGAAGAGACCAAUGAAGACUCAGGAAGAGAUUUGAAACCACAUGAAGAUCAACAAGAUAUAAAUAAAGAUGUGGGUGUGAAGACCUCAGAAAGUACUACUACAGUAAAAAGCAAAGUUGAUGAAAGAGAAAAAUAUAUGAUAGGAAACUCUGUACAGAAGAUCAGUGAACCUGAAGCUGAGAUUAGUCCUGGGAGUUUACCAGUGACUGCAAAUAUGAAAGCCUCUGAGAACUUGAAGCAUAUUGUUAACCAUGAUGAUGUUUUUGAGGAAUCUGAAGAACUUUCUUCUGAUGAAGAGAUGAAAAUGGCGGAGAUGCGACCACCAUUAAUUGAAACCUCUAUUAACCAGCCAAAAGUCGUAGCACUUAGUAAUAACAAAAAAGAUGAUACAAAGGAAACAGAUUCUUUAUCAGAUGAAGUUACACACAAUAGCAAUCAGAAUAACAGCAAUUGUUCUUCUCCAUCUCGGAUGUCUGAUUCAGUUUCUCUUAAUACUGAUAGUAGUCAAGACACCUCACUCUGCUCUCCAGUGAAACAAACUCAUAUUGAUAUUAAUUCCAAAAUCAGGCAAGAAGAUGAAAAUUUUAACAGCCUUUUACAAAAUGGAGAUAUUUUAAACAGUUCAACAGAGGAAAAGUUCAAAGCUCAUGAUAAAAAAGAUUUUAACUUACCUGAAUAUGAUUUGAAUGUUGAAGAGCGAUUAGUUCUAAUUGAGAAAAGUGUUGACUCAACAGCCACAGCUGAUGACACUCACAAAUUAGAUCAUAUCAAUAUGAAUCUUAAUAAACUUAUAACUAAUGAUACAUUUCAACCAGAGAUCAUGGAAAGAUCAAAAACACAGGAUAUUGUGCUUGGAACAAGCUUUUUAAGCAUUAAUUCUAAAGAGGAAACUGAGCACUUGGAAAAUGGAAACAAGUAUCCUAAUUUGGAAUCCGUAAAUAAGGUAAAUGGACAUUCUGAGGAAACUUCCCAGUCUCCUAAUAGGACUGAACCACAUGACAGUGAUUGUUCUGUUGACUUAGGUAUUUCCAAAAGCACUGAAGAUCUCUCCCCUCAGAAAAGUGGUCCAGUUGGAUCUGUUGUGAAAUCUCAUAGCAUAACUAAUAUGGAGAUUGGAGGGCUAAAAAUCUAUGAUAUUCUUAGUGAUAAUGGACCUCAGCAGCCAAGUACAACCGUUAAAAUCACAUCUGCUGUUGAUGGAAAAAAUAUAGUCAGGAGCAAGUCUGCCACACUGUUGUAUGAUCAACCAUUGCAGGUAUUUACUGGUUCUUCCUCAUCUUCUGAUUUAAUAUCAGGAACAAAGGCAAUUUUCAAGUUUGAUUCAAAUCAUAAUCCCGAAGAGCCAAAUAUAAUAAGAGGCCCCACAAGUGGCCCACAAUCUGCACCUCAAAUAUAUGGUCCUCCACAGUAUAAUAUCCAAUACAGUAGCAGUGCUGCAGUCAAAGACACUUUGUGGCACUCCAAACAAAAUCCCCAAAUAGACCAUGCCAGUUUUCCUCCUCAGCUCCUUCCUAGAUCAGAGAGCACAGAAAAUCAAAGUUAUGCUAAACAUUCUGCCAAUAUGAAUUUCUCUAAUCAUAACAAUGUUCGAGCUAAUACUGCAUACCAUUUACAUCAGAGACUUGGCCCAGCAAGACAUGGGGAAAUGUGGGCCAUCUCACCAAACGACCGACUUAUUCCUGCAGUAACUCGAAGUACAAUCCAGCGACAAAGUAGUGUGUCCUCCACAGCCUCUGUAAAUCUUGGUGAUCCAGGCUCUACAAGGCGGGCUCAGAUUCCUGAAGGAGAUUAUUUAUCAUACAGAGAGUUCCACUCAGCGGGAAGAACUCCUCCAAUGAUGCCAGGAUCACAGAGACCCCUUUCUGCACGAACAUACAGCAUAGAUGGUCCAAAUGCAUCAAGACCUCAGAGUGCUCGACCCUCUAUUAAUGAAAUACCAGAGAGAACUAUGUCAGUUAGUGAUUUCAAUUAUUCACGGACUAGUCCUUCAAAAAGACCAAAUGCAAGGGUUGGUUCUGAGCAUUCUUUAUUAGAUCCUCCAGGAAAAAGUAAAGUUCCUCGUGACUGGAGAGAACAAGUACUUCGACAUAUUGAAGCCAAAAAGUUAGAAAAGGUGUUUUUCUCUGGUACUGGGAAUAGAGUUCCAAAUUUAAACUCAGCCAGGACAAUUGGGAUGAUAAUGUGUGUUUCUAUCCUCUCCUUCACUCCCCACUGUUUCUAACAAAAAUGUAUUAAUUUUAUAUGUUUAUGUGUCUGUCUCUUUGAGAUUGUGCACACAUACUAAAAAUACACGUACCUCUGUUCAGCAUUUUCUGAACUUUGCUAUUAAUAAUUGUUGAUUAUCUAAAUUUAAAAAAUAGUUUACUAUAUAGUUAAGACAAUAACAAAAAAUGUAUUGCAAAUGUAAAUAUUUCAUCUAAUAUUUUUUCCCCAGUCCACAGUAUAUGAACUAACAUUGUCACUGACACAGAUGGCUUCUGGCAUGGCAUUUAUUCUUAACUUUUCUGAAUUUCUACAUUUCUGACCUACUUAAACUCAGUUAAGUGUUUCUGUGGCUCUAGUGUUGCUUAGCAAUAGUUGAUUAAAUAACUAAUGCUCGUGUUCAAUUUAUAAUUUUAUGUGUAGAUGUUCAUCUUUUGAAAGGAGUUAAAAAUGUAGAUACAGAUAUAUAUCCUUGUAAAACCAAUAUGAAUGCCAUAGUCAUAUGGCCCAAGUGUACAAGACAUGAUUUUUCUUUAAGAUUUAACUUUAUACUUACUCACUAGAUUUUACCCAAGCAUUAUCUUUCUUUCUUUAUUAAAUAUAAAAUGUGUUCUUAAAAACAGGUGAACAUACAACUUCAAUUAGCCAUUUUUAAAAAUUCCUUAAAUAAAAUUUUCAGAAAUGCCUAAAAUAUAUUAGUACCUCAUAUCAGUUUACAUGAAAUCUCAGCCUAUAAUUGUUCUUUUUAGUGCAGUCCUCAACUUUAAAUGAACUUUAAAUAGGUAAAUAUCCACAAGCAUUAGGCUACUUCAUUCUCAUCUAUGCAUUUUAUUUCAUCUAGUAACUCUGUACACACUGUUGAGGCUAUUUGAACUUUUGUGCUUUUUCUAAGGCACUUGGAAAUUUCUUAAGCAGAAGAGUAACAUAGGUGUGUUUUAUAAAUAAAUUUCUGGUGACGUUGUGGAACUAGAUUUUAGAGGAAGAGGCUGUAGUCAAAGAGAUUGAGUUAUGAUGCCGUUUAGUAAUCUAGAUAAGAAAUGAAAUGUGAACUUUUAUCAGUGCAGUUAAGACAAAUGAGUUCAAGAGAGAGCUCUGAAAUAGACUUUUAACAAGAGUUUACUUCUGAUUGAAUAUUCCUGUAAUCAAUCAGAAAGGAAAAGGGAUAAAGCUUGAGAUUGUGCCUUAAAUAACUGGUUGUUGGGAAUGUCUUUGGCUAUUAGUGGACAUAGAGGAGGAGUAGGAGAUUUGGAAGAAGAGAUGAGUUUGGUUUUUAUGUUCUGUGUAGUUUUCAUCUUAUAUGGCUGUUUUCCUACUCCUGUCUGACAGAUAUACCUGGAUUUCAGUACAUAAGAAGCAAGUAGUAACUAUCUCAUUGUUCAGUGUGCCAAUCCGCUUUUUUUUUUAAUUGCCUGAAAUAUUUACAUAUUUUGAAAUUCACGGUACGGGUUCUUGAAGAGUAUAUGACAGUAGUUUCCUAGUUGUUUUCACUAGUAAUUUAGAGGUGUGAAUUAGUUGAUUGAAACUAAAGAGAAGCCUUAUGAGAAAAGAAACAGGGCAAACUGUGUCUGAACACAAAUCUGCACCUGAUAACUCCCAUUUUCAAGGAUAUCAUACUUUGAAGUUACGAGGGGUGCUUGUUCUCUCAUCAUUUGCUUGCCCAGACUCCUGCCUUCCAGACCACUAGUUGACUACACUGUAGUAUCUUCUAGCUCAUCAGUUGGGAAGCAUUUCUAGCAAAUACCAAAGUAUAUAUCCUGCCGUUACCAUAACUCUACUGCAUUCCUUUUAGGAUAUUUUAUUCUCCAUGUCUUUCUUAAAUGUAUGCUGUGUUUGCCUGUUUCAGUUCUUAAAAAGUAUUCACAUGUGAGACUGCUUUUACCUAACAUACGUGAAACUUUUAUCUUAAAUGGAUUCAUGUUUUAUAAACCACAUUUUUAAAAGAAUUUAAAUUUUUAAAGAAUUACUUUCAAAAAAAUUUUUUAAAAAGCAUUUAGAGAGAAUUUUAGUCUUAACAGUUCCGAAUCCUAGCUGUGCUGCUCAGUUAGCUACUUGGACAAAUAACUUUGACUUUCCUUACCUUGGUGGAUUCAUGUGUAUGUUAGGUGCAAUGAAAGGAACUACUAGGAUUGUUUAAAAAUUAGAUGGGUUAAUACAUGCAAAGCACUUAGAAGGGUACCUGACACAUAUAACUAACUGCUAAAUAAGUGUUUAUUGCUAUUAUCUUCAUCCUCAUCAUCACCAUCUUUUAAAUACAAAGAAAUUAUCAGCUGAUUAAAGUUAUUUUUUUAAAACAGCAGAAUAUUGUGCAAUAGGUUAUUUUAUGAUGGUAAAAUAAUUAUUUUUCUUAAAAAUUUAUAGUUCAUAAUUUUAAAAUAUAAACAGAUUUCAUACAUCAAAGAUUAAGGCUUUUUUUAUUAUUAUACUUUAAGUUUUAGGAUACAUGUGCACAACGUGCAGGUUUGUUUCAUAUGUAUACAUGUGCCAUGUUGGUGUGCUGCACCCAUUAACUCGUCAUUUAGCAUUAGGUAUAUCUCCUAAUGCUAUCCCUCCCCCCUCCCCCGACCCCACAACAGUCCCCAGUGUGUGAUGUUCCCCUUCCUGUGUCCAUCUGUUCUCAUUGUUCAAUUUCCACCUGUGAGUGAGAACAUGCGGUGUUUGGUUUUUCGUCCUUGUGAUAGUUUGCUGAGAAUGAUGGUUUCCAGCUUCAUCCAUGUCCCUACAAAGGACAUGAACUUAUCAUUUUUUAUGGCUGCAUAGUAUUCACAUUUUCUUAAUCCAGUCUAUCAUUGUUGGACAUUUGCGUUGGUUCCAAGUCUUUGCUAUUGUGAAGAGUGCCACAAUAAACAUACGUGUGCAUGUGUCUUAAUAGCAGCAUGAUUUAUAAUCCUUUAGGUAUAUACCCAGUAAUGGGAUUGCUGGGUCAAAUGGUAUUUCUAGUUCUAGAUCCCUGAGGAAUCGCCACACUGACUUCCACAAUGGUUGAACUAGUUUACAGUCCCACCAACAGUGUAAAAGUGUUCCUAUUUCUCCACAUCCUCUCCAGCACCUGUUGUUUCCUGACUUUUUAAUGAUUGCCAUUCUAACUGGUGUGAGAUGGUAUCUAUCUCAUUGUGGUUUUGAUUUGUAUUUCUCUGAUGGCCAGUGAUGAUGAGCACUUUUUCAUGUGUUUUUUGGCUGCAUAAGUGUCUUCUUUUGAGAAGUGUCUGUUCAUAUGCUUUGCCUACUUUUUGAUGGGGUUGUUUUUUUCUUGUAAAUUUGUUUGAGUUCAUUGUAGAUUCUGGAUAUUAGCCCUUUGUCAGAUGAGUAGGUUGCAAAAAUUUUCUCCCGUUCUGUAGGUUGCCUGUUCACUCUGAUGGUGGUUUCUUUUGCUGUGCAGAAGCUCUUUAGUUUAAUUAGAUCCCAUUUGUCAAUUUUGGCUUUUGUUGCCAUUGCUUUUGGUGUUUUAGACAUGAAGUCCUUGCCCAUGCCUAUGUCCUGAAUGGUAUUGCCUAGGUUUUCUUCUAGGGUUUUUAUGGUUUUAGGUCUAACGUUUAAGUCUUUAAUGCAUCUUGAAUUAAUUUUAGUAUAAGGUGUAAGGAAGGGAUCCAGUUUCAGCUUUCUCCAUAUGGCUAGCCAGUUUUCCCAGCACCAUUUAUUAAAUAGGGAAUCCUUUCCCCAUUUCUUGUUUUUGUCAGGUUUGUCAAAGAUCAGAUAGUUGUAGAUAUGCGGCAUUAUUUCUGAGGGCUCUGUUCUGUUCCAUUGGUCUAUAUCCCUGUUUUGGUACCAGUACCGUGCCGUUUUGGUUACUGUAGCCUUGUAGUGUAGUUUGAAGUCAGGUAGCGUGAUGCCUCCAGCUUUGUUUUUUUUGGCUUAGGAUUGUCUUGGCAAUGCAGGCUCUUUUUUGGUUCCAUAUGAACUUUAAAGUAGUUUUUUCCAAUUCUGUGAAGAGAGUCAUUGGUAGCUUGAUGGGGAUGGCAUUGAAUCUAUAAAUUACCUUGGGCAGUAUGGCCAUUUUCAUGAUAUUGAUUCUUCCUACCCAUGAGUAUGAGAUGUUCUUCCAUUUGUUUGUAUCCUCUUUUAUUUCAUUGAGCAGUGGUUUGUAGUUCUCCUUGAAGAGGUCCUUCACAUCCCUUGUAAGUUGGAUUCCUAGGUGUUUUAUUCUCUUUGAAGCAAUUGUGAAUGGGAGUUCACUCAUGAUUUGGCUCUCUGUUUGUCUGUUAUUGGUGUAUAAGGAUGCUUGUGAUUUUUACACAUUGAUUUUAUAUCCUGAGACUUUGCUGAAGUUGCUUAUCAGCUUAAGGAGAUUUUGGGCUGAGAUGAUAGGGUUUUCUAGAUAUACAAUCAUGUCAUGUGCAAACAGGGACAAUUUGACUUCCUCUUUUCCUAAUUGAAUACCCUUUAUUUCCUUCUCCUGCCUGAUUACCCUGGCCAGAAUUUCCAACACUAUGUUGAAUAGGAGUGGUGAGAGAGGGCAUCCCUGUCUUGUGCCAGUUUUCAAAGGGAAUGCUUCCAGUUUUUGUCCAUUCAGUAUGAUAUUGGCUGUGGGUUUGUCAUAGACAGCUCUUACUAUUUUGAGAUACGUCCCAUCAGUACCUAAUUUAUUGAGAGUUUUUACCAUGAAGGGUUGUUGAAUUUUGUCAAAGGCUUUUUCUGCACCUAUUGAGAUAAUGAUGUGGUUUUUGUCUUUGGUUCUGUUUAUAUGCUGGAUUACGUUUAUUGAUUUUCAUAUGUUGAACCAGCCUUGCAUCCCAGGGAUGAAGCCCACUUGAUCAUGGUGGAUAAGCUUUUUGAUGUGUUGCUGGAUUCAGUUUGCCAGUAUUUUAUUGAGGAUUUUUGCAUCAAUGUUCAUCAAGGAUAUUGGUCUAAAAUUCUCUUUUUUGGUUGUGUCUCUGCCUGGCUUUCGUAUCAGGAUGAUGCUGGCCUCAUAAAAUGAGUUAGGGAGGAUUCCCUCUUUUUCUGUUGACUGGAAUAGUUUCAGAAGGAAUGGUACCAGCUCCUCCUUGUAACUCUGGUAGAAUUCAGCUGUGAAUCCAUGUGGUCCUGGACUUUUUUUGGUUGGUAAGCUAUUAAUUAUUGCCUCAAUUUCAGAGCCUGUUAUUGGUCUAUUCAGAGAUUCAACUUCUUCCUGGUUUAGUCUUGGGAGAGUGUUAUGUGUCAAGGAAUUUAUCCAUUUCUUCUAGAUUUUCUAGUUUAUUUGCGUAGAGGUGUUUUUAGUUUUCUCUGAUGGUAGUUUGUAUUUCUGUGGGAUUGGUGGUGAUAUGCCCUUUGUCAUUUUUUAUUGCGUCUGUUUGAUUCUUCUCUCUUUUCUUCUUUAUUAGUCUUGCUAGCAGUCUAUCAAUUCUGUUGAUCCUUUCAAAAAACCAGCUCCUGGAUUCAUUAAUUUUUUGAAGGGUUUUUUGUGUCUCUAUCUCCUUCAGUUCUGCUCUGAUCUUAGUUAUUUCUUGUCUUCUGCUAGUUUUUGAAUGUGUUUGCUCUUGCUUCUCUAGUGCUUUUAAUUGUGAUGUUAGGGUGUCAAUUUUAGAUCUUUCCUGCUUUCUCUUGUGGGCAUUUAGUGCUAUAAAUUUCCUUCUACACACUGCUUUGAAUGUGUCCCAGAGAUUCUGGUAUGUUGUGUCUUUAUUCUCAUUGGUUUCAAAGAACAUCUUUUUUUUCUACCUUCAUUUCGUUAGGUACCCAGUAGUCAUUCAGGAGCAGGUUGUGCAGUUUCGAUGUAGUUGAGCGGUUUUGAGUGAGUUUCUUAAUCCUGAGUUCUAGUUUGAUUGCACUGUGGUCUGAGAGACAGUUUGUUAUAAUUUCUGUUCUUUUAUAUUUGCUGAGGAGUGCUUGCUUUACUUCCAACUGUGUGGUCAAUUUUGGAAUAGGUGUGGUGUGGUGCUGAAAAGAAUGUAUAUUCUGUUGAUUUGGGGUGGAGAGUUCUGUAGAUGUCUGUUAGGUCUGCUUGGUGCAGAGCUGAGUUGAGUUCCUGGAUAUCCUUGUUAACUUUCUGUCUUGUUGAUCUGUCUAAUGUUGACAGUGGGGUGUUAAAGUCUCCCAUUAUUAUUGUGUGGGAGCCUAAGUCUCUUUGUAGGUCCCUAAGGACUUGCUUUAUGAAUCUGGGUGCUCCUGUAUUGGGUGCAUAUAUAUUUAGGAUAGUUAGUUCUUGUUGAAUUGAUCCCUUUACCAUUAUGUAAUGGCCUUCUUUGACUCUUUUGAUCUUUGUUGGUUUAAAGUCUGUUUUAUCGGAGACUAGGAUUGCAACCCCUGCCUUUUUUUUGUUUUCCAUUUGCUUGGUAGAUCUUCCUCCAUCCGUUUGUUUUGAGCCUAUGUGUGUCCUUGCAUGUGAGAUGGGUUUCCUGAAUACAGCACACUGAUGGGUCUUGCCUCUUUAUCCAAUUUGCCAGUCUGUGCCUUUUAAUUGGAGCAUUUAGCCCAUUUACAUUUAAGGUUAGUAGUGUUAUGUGUGAAUUUGAUCCUGUCAUUAUGAUGUUAGCUGGUUAUUUUGCUCAUUAGUUGAUGCAGUUUCUUCCUAGCCUUGAUGGUCUUUACAAUUUGGCAUGUUUUUGCAGUGGCUGGUACCGGUUGUUCCUUUCCAUGUUUAGUGCUUCCUUCAGGAGCUCUUUUAGGGCAGGCCUGGUGGUGACAAAAUCUCUCAGCAUUUGCUUGUCUGUAAGGUAUUUUAUUUCUCCUUCACUUAUGAAGCUUAGUUUGGCUGGAUAUGAAAUUCUGGGUUGAAAAUUCUUUUCUUUAAGAAUGUUGGAUAUUGGCCCCCACUCUCUUCUGGCUUGUAGAGUUUCUGCCAAGAGAUCAGCUGUUAGUCUGAUGGGCUUCCCUUUUUGGGUAACCCAACCUUUCUCUCUGGCUGCCCUUAACAUUUUUUCCUUCAUUUCAACUUUGGUGAAUCUGACAAUUAUGUGUCUUGGAGUUGCUCUUCUCGAGGAGUAUCUUUGUGGCGUUCUCUGUAUUUCCUGAAUUUGAAUGUUGGCUUGCCUUGCUAGAUUUGGUUAGUUCUCCUGGAUAAUAUCCUGCAGUGUUUUCCAACUUGGUUCCAUUCUCCCCGUCACUUUCAGGUACACCAGUGAGACGUAGAUUUGGUCUUUUCACAUAGUCCCAUAUUUCUUGGAGGCUUUGUUCGUUUCUUUUUAUUCUUUUUUCUCUAAACUUCUCUUCACGCUUCAUUUCAUUCAUUUCGUCUUCCAUCGCUGAUACCCUUUCUUCCAGUUGAUCGCAUCAGUUACUGAGGCUUGUGCAUUCGUCACAUAGUUCUCGUGCUGUGGUUUUCAGCUCCAUCGGGUCCUUUAAGGACUUCUCUGCAUUGGUUAUUCUAGUUAUCCAUUAGUCUAAUUUUUUUUCAAAGUUUUUAACUUCUUUGCCAUUGGUUUGAACUUCCUCCUUUAGCUCGGAGUAGUUUGAUCUUCUGAAGCCUUCCUCUCUCAACUCAUCAAAGUCAUUCUCCGUCCAGCUUUGUUCCGUUGCUGGUGAGGAGCUGCGUUCCUCUGGAGGAGGAGAGGUGUUCUGAUUUGUAGUUUCUGGUUUUUCUGCUCUGUUUUUUCCCCAUCUUUGUGGUUUUAUCUACCUUUGGUCUUUGAUGAUGGUGAUGUACAGAUGGGUUUUUGGUGUGGAUGUCCUUUCUGUUUGUUAGUUUUCCUUCUAAUAGUCACAACCCUCAGCUGCAGGUCUGUUGGAGUUGACUGGAGGUCCACUCCAGACCCUGUUUGCCUGGGUAUCAGCAGCACUGGCUGCAGAACAGCGGAUAUUGGUGAACCGCAAAUGCUGCUGCCUGAUCAUUCCUCUGGAAGUUUUGUCUCAGAGGAGUACCUGGCCGUGUGAGGUGUCAGUCUGCCCCUACUGGGGGGUGCCUCCCAGUUAGGCUACUUGAGGGUCAGGGACCCACUUGAGGAGGCAGUCUGCCUGUUCUCAGAUCUCAAGCUGCGUGCUGGGAGAACCACUACUCUCUUCAAAACUGUCAGACAGGGACAUUUAAGUCUGCAGAGGUUAUUGCUGUCUUUUGUUUGUCUGUGCCCUGCCCCCAGAGGUGGAGCCUACCGAGGCACGCAGGCCUCCUUGAGCUGUGGUGGGCUUCACCCAGUUCGAGCUUCCCAGCUGCUUUGGUUACCUACUCAAGCCUGGGCAAUGGCGGGUGCCCCUCCCCCAGCCUCGCUGUGGCCUUGCAGUUUGAUCUCAGACUGCUGUGCUAGCAAUGAGCGAGGCUCCAUGGGCGUAGGACCCUCCGAGCCAGUUGCGGGAUAUAAUCUCCUGGUGUGCGGUUUGUUAAGCCCGUUGGAAAAGCGCAGUAUUAGGGCAGGAGUGACCCGAUUUUCCAGGUGCCAUCUGUCACCCCUUCCUUUGACUAGGAAAGGGAAUUCCUUGACCCCUUGUGUUUUCCAGGUGAGGCGAUGCCUCACCCUGCUUCGGCUCAGGCAUGGUGUGCUGCACCCACUGUUCUGCACCCACUGUCCGGCACUCCCCAGUGAGAUGAACCCGGUACCUCAGUUGGAAGUGCAGAAAACACCCGUCUUCUGCGUCGCUCACGCUGGGAGCUGUAGACUGGACCUGUUCCUAUUCGGCCAUCUUGGCUCCUCCCAAUUUCUCGAUUAAGACAUUUUUAAAAAGUGAAGAUAGUCUCUGUAUGUUUAGCUUGUAAAAAUUUGUUUUAAAUACCUAUUUAUCAAGGAUGAUGAUCUUGAAUAAUUUUCUGUUAAAUAUACUUAUCUGUCAGAAACAAUACCAAUAAAAUGUCAAUAGAGACAUUCGUAUUUAUAUACACACUUAUAUACGUACACACAUAAAACUAACAAAAAUAGAAAUUUCAAUGGAAAUUUGGUAUUUUCUUCAUGAUUUCAUUAUUAAUCAUCUCUUCUUCAGAAAAUAUAGUUCAGAAGAUUAUUUCAUAGUUUAGGUAAUAACUGGUUCAAAAGAUGAAAUGUUAAUGUACUGCUAGUAAUUAUCUGUCGGUGAGAUUUGGGGACUUUUUGAUACAUUUCUAAAAUGUUUUCAUUUUGAAAGAUAAAAUGGUAAUGAUAAAUGCAAUAGUAAUCACAGAAGAUGGGAUUAUUCAACAAACAGUGCUUUUUGAAAAACUUACAAUUUUGAUAAAUAGGAUUAAGAUUAAUAGAUUAAGGUAAAAGUUAUAUAUCAAGAAGGAAUUCUGAAAGCAGAGACAAGGAGUUCAACCUGGUUGAAUUAAAGAUGUAUUUUGAGAACAUUUGAUAAUAAAGUAUGAAUAUUAGAAAGUCAUAAUAUAUAAAGUUUAUUUGGUAUUUACAAAGUGCCAGAAACUACUAUCACUGUACAGUUACCUUGCUAUACAAAUAUUUCUCAAUUUUCACAUGAGUCCUGUGUGAUAUUUUUAUUAUCUCAUUUUACCAUAAGGAAAUUUAGGCACAGAAGAGUUAAGUAAUUUUCCCAGGAUGAUAUGUGUUACGUAGUGUAGAGGAAUGACUUUAAAAGCCUAUCAGAAGAAUUUCAAGUUGACACAAUAAACAAAAGAGAGCCACUAUUAUUUCCUGAGCAUAUAGAGUAUUUUAGGAUAUCUUAGGCAAAAGUGUUCAGGAUGAAUUGAUAAGAAGUAGCUUAGGAAACAGUUUCAAUAAUAAAACAGCCAAAUGAGAGAUACUUGAGCUGGGGUUUUGGCUCUCGUGGUGAUGAGUCUGAAAAACACUUGGGUUAAAAUUGUUUAGUUUUAGGGAUGGAAUGAGAAAAAAGAUUGAAGAGGUAGCCAAGGUUUCUGAUUUGAGAUAUUUGGUCAUUAACCUUAUUUAAUUAAUUAAUUUUUUAAAUAGAGACAGGGUCUCACUAUGUUGCCCAGGCUGGUCUCAAACUCCUGGCCUCAAGCAAUCCUCUUGCUUCAGCCUCUCAAAGUGCUGUGAUUACAGAUGUGAGCCACCAUGCCCUGCCAAAUCAAUAUUUUUUUAAAGUUCUGGUAGUUAAGGAAAUGAAGUCUUUAAAGCAUUGUGGUAUAGUAUAAAAGUUUGGCAAAAAAUAGCUUAGUUGGUUUUGAAUAUAUUGAAUUUGAUGUGAUGACUGUGUGCAAGUAACAUGGAACACAAUACGAUACUAGGUUUAGUGAUGCAAAUUUGAGAUACAAACCAUGUGAAUGAGUGAAUUUUCCUAGGCAGUAAUUAUGUGGGAUAAGAAAAAAGUGUGUUUUUAAGAGACUGAAAAGAUACAUUGUUUUAAGUAAUGUUAAAUUGCUAAGAUUGCUAGACAUACUUAUUAUUUCAAAGAGCAGCCCAUUCCAAUUCAGUGAUAUGUACACCCUUAAGAUUUCUUCACCAUCUUUCAUCUUUUCCCCUCUUACCCACCAUUAACUGCUAGAAAUUUAUUAUUUUAAGGCAGGAUGGUUUGAAUAACCAAACAUUUGUACCUAGAUUUUACCUUUGUUCUUCCUUUAACCUAGGUAAGUGGUUUUCAAACUUUACUAUAUGGGGUCUAUAAAUAAAACUGUACAUUCCGAGUGAUUUCAGAGAUUUUCAGAUUAAUUUUGACCUGUGUGUGUGUGUGUGUGUGUGUGUGUGUGUGUGUGUGUGUGUGUGUGUGUGUGUGUGUGUGUGUGUGUUUUGCUUUGUAUGUGAACCAGCAUCCAUUUAUUUGUUAUCCCAUUUUCCAGUAAGGAAAUUCAGGCGCAGAAUAAUUAAGUAAUUUUCCCAGGAUGAUAUAUAUGUUAUGUGAAGGAGGGGGAACAACUUUAAAAGCUGGUCUGAAGAAUUUCAAGUUGACACAAUAAAUAAGGUGAAGCCACUGUUACUUCCUGAGCAGAUAUAGUACUUUAGGUUAUAUAAUGUUAGAUGUGGUUCUUUUGAGUUGUCUGAGAGUUUAAUGUGAUUCUACCACCAGCCUCCUAAAAAUAAUUUUAUUCAGUAAAAAUAAUCCUUAAUAUUGAAGCAUAAUUUGAGUAAUUUGCCAGUGAAAAUUAACUCUUUAUUUCUGCAAGUCUCUCGUGGGGAUGCUUUCUUUUCCUAUGUUCAAAACAUUCUAAAAUCAUGUAAUUCUGAAAAUUGUCCCUGUUUUAUUUAUAUAACAACUUUGUGCUACUUUGAUGCUUAUUCAUUAGAUGGUGUAAUCAGAAUGUAUGGGCGUUAGAAGCAGAUUGAAAGUGCUACAUAAAUAUAUUACUAAUUAACUACUUUAAUAGCAGCAGGAUUUAGACUCCAAACUUCAUUGAUUCAAAGUGGUAGAAGAUGAUGGAGGAUCUCUAUUCACUCCCCUACACCCACCAUCUUAAUUCUAAUGGCAAAGUAGACAUUUAAAAAUUUUACCCUGGGGGCUUUCACAGUGCCUGCCCUACCUCAUGAGGUCAGUUCCCAAAUUAAAAUUUGCUACUUUACUCAGCUGAGAGUUAGUAGUAAUAAUCUAUUGAAGCUUAAGUAGUUUUUAAACCUUUUAAUAGUCACCCCUCUUAACCUCCCACUGCCAAAAAUAAAAAAAAAAAAACAAAAAAAACUGUACCUGGAAUUCAAAGAUACAAAGUAGAUGUCACCUUGAAAAUUUCAAGAUUUAUUUAAUUAAUAAGCAAAAUUUGAAAAGGAAUAAGAACUUUUUAUUUCAGAGGUGAAUGGUUACUAUCAGCAUUUACUAACAUUCCUUAUGAGAACUCAGAUAUUAAGCAUUCCAAACCAUAAUAUGAUUAACACAACAUGGUAAGUGUUACGUUCACUCGUUAUUAUACAACUAUCAGUAUGUAAUGAACAACAUUGCCCAGGACAUUAUGCCUAGCAUUUAAUUGAGCACUCUACAAUGUGUUGUGACAGGAAGCAGUUUUACGUGGAUGUCUGCACAAACCUGAAUUUAAAACCAGACCUGUUUUGAGCUUCAGCUUUAUUCAUCAGUAAAAUAUUUACAGUAAGCUCAUGUGUUUGGAGAUGACAGAGAAAGCUUUGCUACAAGAUCUGUCUAAAGGGUUAAUCAGGCCACUUGAGUCAAUAACACAUUAAAGCUCUCUGCACAGCAAA